Messenger RNA from Fomitiporia mediterranea MF3/22, 645 nucleotides. RefSeq lists its product as uncharacterized. The record is from RefSeq and is a predicted model, not a curated record. The coding region runs from base 1 to 645 and encodes 214 amino acids. The transcript has 2 exons. Lineage: Eukaryota; Fungi; Basidiomycota; Agaricomycetes; Hymenochaetales; Hymenochaetaceae.
AUGCCAAACCACUGGCACUUUAAGGAGGAGGUCUCAAUCCUUUCUGCAAAACGUGAGAUUUACAAUCUCCGAAGAACGCUCGGAUUACCGAAUCACCGUGGCUUGGAGGACAUCUGGUACACGAUUUGGAAUAUCCGGCUUAGUCGUUUCGUCAGGAAGUGUCGAUCGUUAGUCGUUGGUCCCCAGAGAGUCGUCUCGCAUGAACAAGUUGAUCAGGACGGGAGAGUCAGGAAGGAAUCACGUAUUCCUGAUUUUGCACUUUUACGCGUCUUCCGGAAGAGACUUAGGUUAAAUGGCAUGGAUUUCGAGCGAAUGAAGAUUGUAGCCUUGAUGGAACUCAAACCGUGUCCCAUGAAUUCGGAGCUGAACAGUAUUUACGGUGCAAUCAAGGAGGCAAAAGCCGAUCUCAAUGAUCAGGCAGAGGUACUCUUCUCGGGAAAUCCAGAGUACAAAGCGAUUGUCGGAGUCGCGAUUGCUGGAGACUGGUGGAGCUAUGAAAAGGCAGCAGAAGACUAUGUAUCUCCUUUGCGUCUCCGCCCGAUUUACCAGCUAUUGACACCUCAAAGCGAUGCGGCCAUGAAAGCUAUGACAGAGGAGAUCAAGCAGCUUCCAGGAUUUGAAAAGUAUGCAAACACACAAUUCUAG